Messenger RNA from Neofelis nebulosa (Clouded leopard), 2555 nucleotides. RefSeq names its product malonyl-CoA-acyl carrier protein transacylase (gene MCAT). NCBI's taxonomy places the organism in Eukaryota, Metazoa, Chordata, Mammalia, Carnivora, Felidae. Bases 74 to 1228 code for a protein of 384 amino acids. Gene Ontology annotation, molecular function: transferase activity. The transcript has 4 exons. The record is from RefSeq and is a predicted model, not a curated record.
CGCCGCGCCGCGCCGCGCCGCCCUCACUGCGCCUCGGUCGCCACGGUAACGCACCGGGGGCAGCGGCCUCGCCAUGAGCGUGCGGGUCGCGCGGGCUGCGUGGGCCCGGGACUGGGGCGCGGGCUGCCGCCGGGGCGCUUCGAACUUCCCGCUGCCUCCGCCGGGCGCCGUGAACGUGGCGGAGCUGCUGCGAGAUGCCACAGCCGCGGAGGAAGGGCCCCGGGAGGCGGCGGCGCGGCGGCGGCGGCCGCCGGGCCAGUGCUCGGUGCUGCUCUUCCCGGGCCAGGGUAGCCAGGUGGUGGGCAUGGGCCGGGGGCUGCUCGGCUACCCGCGCGUCCGCGAGCUCUACGCCGCCGCCCGCAGCGUGCUGGGCUACGACCUGCUGGAGCUGAGCCUGCACGGGCCGCAGGAGGCCCUGGACCGCACCGUGCACUGCCAGCCCGCCGUCUUCGUGGCUUCGCUGGCCGCCGUCGAGAAACUGCAUCACCUGCAGCCCGCGGUUAUUGAGAACUGUGUUGCUGCUGCUGGAUUCAGUGUGGGAGAAUUUGCAGCCCUAGUGUUUGCCGGAGCCAUGGAAUUUUCUGAAGGUUUGCAUGCGGUGAAAAUCCGAGCUGAGGCCAUGCAGGAAGCCUCGGAAGCUGUCCCCAGUGGGAUGCUGUCUGUCCUUGGCCAGCCUCAGUCCAAGUUCACCUUCGCCUGUUUGGAAGCCCGGGAGCACUGCAAGACUUUGGGCAUAGAGAACCCCGUGUGUGAGGUGGCCAGCUACCUCUUUCCUGAUUGCAGGGUGAUCUCAGGACACCUGGAGGCCCUGCAGUUCCUCCGGAAGAAUUCCUCCAAGUAUCACUUCAGACGCACCAAGAUGCUGCCGGUUAGCGGUGGGUUCCACACCCGCCUCAUGGAGCCGGCCCUGGAGCCCCUGGCCCAAGUUUUAAAGUCGGUUGGUAUGAAGGAGCCUCUGGUUUCCGUCCACUCAAACGUCGAUGGGAACAGAUACAGGCAUCCGAAACACAUCCGGAAACUGCUGGCGCAGCAGGUGGUCUCCCCGGUGAAGUGGGAGCAGACGAUGCACGCCGUCUACGGGAGGAGAAAGGGCACGGAGUUCCCCAAGACUUUUGAAGUAGGACCGGGGAAGCAGCUGGGCAGCAUCCUGAAGAGCUGCAACCUGCAGGCCUGGAGGUCCUACGGGCACGUGGAGGUUCUGGAGGACCCGGAGGACGACGGGACCUAGCCUGGCCCUGCAGGAGGGAGGGAGAGGGGGCCCCGGGAGGGGCUGCGGUGGGGGGGGGCCUGGACCGCCCCCUUCUGUAGGCUUCCUCCUCCCGGAGUGAUGGGGAGGCGUGGUCUGCAAAGUGCUUUGAAUGCCGCAUAAAAAGCGCUGAAAGUGUUUCUCCAGCUGACGGGGUGCACGUCUCCUUUUCUCCCCCUGGGGCGUGUGCGGUGUUGGGGGGAAAGAUGCCAGGAAGUCUUGGCGGGGUCUGGCUCCUCCCCCGCCAGCCCUGCCUGGGGUCACGGGGGCACCUCUGUGAAGUGGGCAGACACCGCCAGGCUGGCAGGUGGGCCUAGGGACUGCGAGGCUUGGCCUGUUGCCCUGUGGGUGCCGUGGGCAUACCGGCAUGGCCACGAGGCAGGCCGGUGCCACGCGGACUCCUCCGCUGCCCUGGUAGCCCAUGGACACCCACCGCCAGAACCUUCGCACUUUUGUCACUGAAUGCAAAGGGCUUCAAGACACAGUCGGCUUUGACAGCCAUUCUGUCCACCCCGUCCAUCACUCAGCAGUUGGGAGACCCGGGGCAGCAUUCGUUUGCUUACCCAACAGAUAGUAUUGAGUGUCUGCUGUAUGCCUGUGAACGAGUGGCCCCUGCCCUGGUGGGGAAGAGGGUCCUUAGCGAGGCGGGAGGGGUCUGGGGAGGCUGGCCGGGGGCCCUGUUGCCUCCCCCACCCCCAGGCAUCCCUUCACACGGUGAUCGCCGGGUGUCUACUGUGCGCCCGUGACCCAGCCUGGCACGGGCGAUCCUCACUGAGCUUCCCCGCCGGCCCCACAGUGGGAGCAAAGUGCGGGUUCUCUGUGGACGCAGCUCCUGCACUGAUACUAAGGGGUAAUCCUAAGCUUCUCGGUGGCUUUUUCGUGGAUCAGCGAUAGCGGAAAAACAUUGGUAAGAAACCGCCGCGUUUGUCUGGAAAUGUUGCUGUUGUGUGGGCACAUGUCAAAUCCUGGAUAGGUUUCUCCUUUUGAAUUCAGCAGUGUUUCUCAACAGGGGCCCCACUGGCCUCUGGGCGGAACUGGACCGCAUGGUGGGGGGCUGUGGCGCACAACGUGGACAGCCGUCCCCGCUCCUGGCCGCUCCACGCCCAUAGCACUUCCAGGCAUCGUGACCCCCACACGCCCACGUGUGUCCGCAGCCCCAGAGAACCCCUGCAGAUACGACCACGAACCCGGUUUUCUCCCUGGCCUGAAGGUGACCGCUCUUUGGAGUUCAGUGACGAAGUAACUCUCUCUUAAAAUUUUGUUGUGGAAAUUUUCAAAUAUUCACAAAGAACCUUGCUGUUAUUUUUAA